Molecule: messenger RNA, 2139 nt
Organism: Papaver somniferum (opium poppy)
Lineage: Eukaryota; Viridiplantae; Streptophyta; Magnoliopsida; Ranunculales; Papaveraceae
Exons: 4
Coding region: 1-2139 (712 amino acids)
Molecular function (GO): nucleic acid binding; RNA-DNA hybrid ribonuclease activity
Source: RefSeq, a predicted model, not a curated record
AUGGUUAGUACCAUUCAUACAAUUAAAGAUGACCAGGGGAAUUGGUUAGAAAACAGAGAUCAGGUAGCUGAGUUACUCUCAAAACAUUUCAAGAAGAUCUAUACUUCCUCCAAUCCGAGCAAGUAUGACAUAGAUGAAGCCCUUAGAUUUGUUUAUCCAAUUAUUACUAAUGACAUUAAUGCUUCCUUAAUUGCCAUUCCCUCAGUUCAAGAAAUCAUUGAUACUGUUAACAUGAUGGCUCCUUGGAGCUCCACAGGGCCGGAUGACUUCCCUCCUGGAUUCUUCAGGGACAAUUGGGACAUAGUGCAUUCUGAGUCUACAUUUGUUGUGAGUCGACAGAUUCACGACAACAUUGUCAUAACUCAUGAAAUUCUUCAUUCUUUUAAGAGGAAGAAAAAGUCUACAAAAAAUGGUCAUAUAGCGAUAAAACUUGAUCUUUCAAAAGCCUUUGAUAGGCUGGAAUGGUCAUUCAUCUUAGAUGUGUUCAAGAAAUUAGGAUUCUUGGAAGAAUGGUACGACUGCAUGUUGUUUUGCAAAGCAUUUAUUGCCUAUGCCAAAAAUAUCCUCAAAGUUAUAAAUGUCUUUGCAAAGGCUUCAGGUCAGGCUAUUAAUCUUGAAGAAUCCGGUUUCGUUUUUAGUGGUAAAAUGCAUCAUAGGCAUAUCAAACUUUUGUCCAAAACUCUUCACAUGAAAUUCCUCUGCAACUCAGAAAAAUAUUUAGGUACACCCUUGUUCAUUGGUAAGGACAAGACCAAAUCUUUUGGUUUUCUGAUUGACAAUUUUUAUGCUAGAUUAAAUUCUUCUAGGAAAUCGAAGUUAAAUUUAGCUGGUCGAACUGUUGUGACUAAGCAUAUGCUUUCUAGUCUUUCCAUUUAUCAUAUGGCUUGCUUUCCGUUUCCUAAAACUGUCACUAGCGAGAUUGAUGCUAUUCAGGGGACUUUCUGGUGGUCUAAGAAAAAUCCUAAACAUGCUGCUUAUUUUCGUUCUUGGGGGGACAUUGGAAAAUCUAAGGCUAAUGUGGGUUUAGGAAUUAGAAAUUCUCAUGCUAUCAAUAGAGUGUUUAUCUGCAAGCUUGGUUGGAGAUUACUGAAUCUGUCAAAUACUUUGAUUUGGAAUGUUGAUCUUUUGCAUGCUUUAUUCUUGCCUGAUGAAGUGGAUAGAAUUAGAUCUAUCCCCUUGAACUUUAAUCAUUCUGACUCCUUUAUGUGGGCUCACACCAAAUCUGGUAAGUUCACUAUUAAGUCGGCUUAUAGGAUCUACAUAAAUGAAGAUUAUUCUUUCUGGAGAAAAGUGUGGAAUAUUGAUUGCUUGCCGAAAAUUAAAUUCUUCAUGUGGAAAAUAUUUGCGCAUAUGCUUCCAGUUAAUUCCUUAAUGCAGUUGUACAACCCUAAUGUGAAUACUUCUUGCCCUCUCUGUCAGUCUCAUGAUGAAACGAUUAUGCAUCUCUUCAUUAAUUGUCCUGUAGUUUCUCUAAUUUGGUUUGGUCUUUCUUUUCAUCAUCUGAUUUCUGUGGAUGUUGAGUGGCUAGAUGAUCUGUUCCUCCUCUGGCAUGACUCUUCUCCGAGUUCUUCUCCUUAUAAUGUUUCUUGGCCUAAUAUUGGUUAUGUGGUCUUGUGGAGCAUUUGGAAACUGAGAUGUGAUGUCUUAUUCAGAAUUGUCGCCUUUGACUUGAAUAAUACCAAUCUGGAUAUUAAGAGAAUGUUAAACUCCUAUAUUUCUCCUAAGUCCGGUUCUUCCUCAAGUACUACUCCUGAUAGUUGUUCUGUGAGAACUCUUUUAUCUGAUGUUGAUCAUAUCUUAUUUGUGGAUGGCUCUUUCAAAGAUUUUAAGCUGGGUUCGGGUGUUAUUUGGUGUGAUCUUUCAGGGAAUGUAAUAUGUUCUCGUGCGGACUUUGAGUGGAUUCCAUAUGCAGUGGGUGCUGAAGCUGCUGCUCUACUUCUGGCGAUCUCUUGGGCAGAAGAGAUGAAUCUUCCUAAAGUUGUCUUUCUUAGUGACUGUCUCCAGCUGGUCAAUUUUGUGAAUGCUGCUACUUCAAACUUUAACUGGAGAAGUAUAGACCUCCUAAAUCGGUGUAGGAUUUCCAUUGUUAGUAAUGUCUCUUUUAAGCUUUUGUAUGUAAACGGUGUAAUAAUUCUCUAG